AUGACCGUGGACACUAGCAUCGAAUGCCACUCUCAUGGCGCCAUCUCCUGCAUCGAGACUCACACUGUCGGCAUGCCCUGUCGAAUCGUCACCAAGGGCUUCCCGCGCCAAACAGGAACCUUGCUAGAGCAAAGAUGCGAGGCGGAAGCCAGUUACGACUAUAUCCGAAAACGUCUUCUCCUUGAACCCCGAGGACAUGCAGACAUGUUUGGAGCUGUUUUAAGACCGCACACCGAAUCCACAGUAUCCGGGGAGGCUCACAUGGGUGUGUUUUAUAUUCAUAGGGCAGGCUACAGCAAGAUGUGUGGUCAUGCCACUCUCGCUGUUAGCAGGGUCCUCAUCGACAUACACGACCCUGAGAUCUUUCCUCGGAGGCACCUCGUCAAGAAUGAUCCCAUCACACAAACCUCUACAAUUAUUCUGCACACACUUGGAGGGCCUGUCAAGGCAACUGUCCCUACUACCGCCGACGGCCAACGGUCAGAUCCAUCACGUCCCGUCACCUUUGUCGCAGUCCCUUCUUUCGCCAUCGCCACGGACCUCGACGUGGCCAUUCCUCUGGAGUAUCGUUGGCCAGAACUCGGCAGCCGCGCCACCGUCAACGUAUCCCUGGCGUAUUGCAGUGCCUUUAGCUGUCAGACCCAGCUGCACGAACUGGGCUUUCCGCCACAGACGUUCCAAGGCGGGCCUGUUCCAUUUCAAGACCUGAAAUACGCCGUGUCGCAGCUGAAGAAGGCUUUGGGGGAGCCAAAGUACCAAGAUUAUUUCAAGAACCCUUUCACUGGCGAAUCUGGAUCCUGCUUUGGCGUCUUGAUCGCGGACAAGGGGCUGGGCCAAUGCAGCAAGGGGUCGGAAGGCGUAGAGACGGGGCUUUACAUUUUCGGUGACGGUGUACUGGAUCGGUCUCCCACCGGUAGUGUUUCAGCCGCCAGAAACGCCGUUGCUUUUGCCAAGGGUGAUCUUGGUCCCGGACAGUCGUGGACUUAUCAUAGUCUCUUAUCCAACACACUCAAGAGGAAGGAGGGUUUCACUGCUACGGUUAUACGCGGGAAGGGAAGAAGAGAGAUUAAGGAGGGAGGGUAUGCUGCGGGGCCGGUUGAAGUGGAAGUACAGGGCUCUGCGUAUUAUACUGGUUUUCAUACUUUCGUGGUCGAAGAUGAGGAUCCGUUGGGUAGUGGCGGGUUCACAUAUGCACAGCUAGCUAACUGA
This is a messenger RNA of Fusarium falciforme, 1209 nucleotides long. RefSeq lists its product as hypothetical. The coding region runs from base 1 to 1209 and encodes 402 amino acids. NCBI's taxonomy places the organism in Eukaryota, Fungi, Ascomycota, Sordariomycetes, Hypocreales, Nectriaceae. The record is from RefSeq and is a predicted model, not a curated record. Gene Ontology annotation, molecular function: hydro-lyase activity. The transcript has a single exon.